AAAAUACAGCAAGCGAAGAAGAACCACUUCCGGUUGAGGGUAAAAUAAACAGAAGAAAUGGCUGCUUUGGACGAAAUCAAACGUCUAGAAUAUUUAUCUCUGGUGUCAAAGGUGUGCACGGAGUUGGAGAAUCAUCUGGGAAUAUGCGAGAAAGAUCUGGCUGAAUUCAUCAUCAGUCUGGCUGAUAAACACCCAACAUUUGAGGAGUUCAAAGCAGUUCUGUGUGAGAAUGGAGCAGAUUUUACAGACACCCUCGUUGGUAACUUACUUAGGCUUAUUAAUACCAUGCGAUCCUCACCAUCUACAAGUAAAGAGGUCAAGGCAAAGAAUGAGCAGGACAGGCUGAAAGAGAAAUACCCUGCUUUAUGUAAACCAGACGCUGCUGCAUGGACGAUUCCACCACGACACCCGGAUAAAGAUGAUGAGAAAGUUGCAGCUGCAGCCAUGAGGGAGCUGGAGAUGCUUAUGCCAAACAUCUGUGGAACGAGCUCAGCUGACAGGAAUGUGCACAGUGACAGAGGUCGAGAUACGGACAGAGAAAGCGGGUGUAAGCGAAGCCGUUCUAGCUCAAAAGAUCGUGAUGGAGACACAAACCCGAAGCAUAAAAGGAAACGGCCGUCACGCUGGAGUGACCAUCCACCGAGCCCACGCAGAGACGACGGCGACAACAACAACAACAACAACAAGGACGACAGAGACUCUGACCGCUGGCGAGACAGACUUGUAGAUCGACCUCCGCCAGACGAGCCUGUUGUGGGCGACAUCUACAGCGGCAAAAUCAGCAGCAUUAUGCAGUUUGGUUGUUUUGUGCAGCUGGAGGGUCUCAGGAAACGCUGGGAGGGUCUGGUUCACGUCUCUGAGCUGCGCAAAGAAGGACGUGUCGCCAAUGUGGCUGACGUAGUCGCCAAAGGGCAGAAGGUGAAGGUCAAAGUUCUGUCAUUCACCGGGACCAAAGCCAGCCUCAGCAUGAAGGAUGUCGACCAGGAGACGGGGGAGGACCUGAACCCCAAUCGGAGACGAAACCUGGACACUGGAGUCGCUGGAGUCUCUGGAGACGAAGCCAUGAGGAACCCCGACCGGCCUGUUGAAGCCUCCGUCCUGGAAUUAGAGGAGAACCCAACAGAACGCAAGCGGCUCACCAAGAUCACUGACCUGGAGAAAUGGGAAAUUAAACAGAUGAUCGCAGCCAACGUCCUUCCUAAAGAAGAGUACCCAGAAUUUGACGAGCAGACGGGAAUCCUUCCCAAAACAGAAGAUGAUGAAGAUGAAGAAGUGGAGAUCGACCUGGUUGAAGAGGAACCGCCGUUCCUGAGGGGACAGACUAAAUUUAGCACGAACAUGAGCCCGGUCAAGAUAGUGAAGAAUCCAGAUGGCUCCCUCUCUCAGGCGGCCAUGAUGCAGAACGCUCUCGCUAAGGAGAGGAGAGAGCUGAAGCAGGCGGCCCGCAACGCAGAGAUGGACUGCAUCCCGACCGGUCUCCACAAGAACUGGAUAGACCCGAUGCCUGACUAUGAAGGAAGGCAGAUCGCUGCCAACAUGAGAGGCAUCGGCGCUAUGCCCAUCGAUCUUCCAGCGUGGAAGAGAUACGCCUUCGGUGGGAACCAGGUGUCGUAUGGCAAGAAGACAGAACUCUCCAUCCUGCAGCAGAGAGAGAGUCUGCCCAUCUUCAAACUGAAGGACGAGCUCGUUCAGGCCGUCCACGACAAUCAGAUCUUGAUUGUAGUUGGAGAAACGGGUUCUGGUAAGACCACCCAGAUCACUCAGUACCUGGCAGAGGCAGGUUACACCUCCAGGGGGAAGAUCGGCUGCACGCAGCCUCGUCGUGUAGCCGCCAUGUCGGUGGCCAAGAGAGUCUCUGAGGAGUACGGCUGCCGUCUGGGCCAAGAAGUGGGCUACACCAUCCGCUUUGAGGACUGCACCAGCACAGAGACGGUGAUCAAGUACAUGACUCAUGGAAUGCUGCAGAGGGAGUGUCUGAUCGACUCGGACAUGAGCCAGUACGCCCUCAUCAUGCUGGAUGAGGCUCAUGAGAGAACAAUCCACACCGAUGUGCUGUUUGGCCUCCUCAAGAAGACGAUACAGAAACGCAAAGACUUGAAGCUGAUCGUGUCCUCAGCGACGCUCGAUGCCGUCAAGUUCUCACAGUAUUUCUUCGAAGCUCCCAUCUUCACCAUCCCGGGGAGAACCUUCCCAGUGGAGAUUCUCUACACCAAAGAGCCCGAGACAGACUACCUGGACGCCAGUCUCAUCACUGUGAUGCAGAUCCAUCUAACUGAGCCUCCAGGUGACAUCCUGGUGUUUCUGACCGGACAGGAGGAGAUCGACACCGCCUGUGAGCUCCUGUAUGAGCGUAUGAAGUCUCUGGGGCCUGAUGUUCCUGAGCUCAUCAUUCUGCCGGUUUAUUCUGCUCUGCCCAGUGAGAUGCAGACCAGGAUCUUCGACCCUGCACCUCCAGGCAGCAGAAAGGUCAUCAUCGCCACAAACAUCGCCGAGACGUCUCUGACUAUUGAUGGCAUCUAUUACGUGGUGGAUCCGGGCUUUGUCAAACAGAUCGUGUACAAUUCCAAGACGGGCAUCGACCAGCUCGUGGUGACGCCCAUAUCACAGGCCCAGGCCAAGCAGAGGUCCGGGCGAGCUGGCAGAACCGGCCCGGGGAAGUGUUACAGGCUCUACACUGAGAGAGCCUACAGGGACGAGAUGCUGACCACCAACGUGCCCGAGAUCCAGAGAACCAACUUGGCCUCCACUGUGCUGUCUCUGAAGGCGAUGGGUAUUAAUGACCUCCUGGCGUUCGACUUCAUGGACGCCCCUCCGAUGGAGACUCUGAUCACAGCCAUGGAGCAGCUCUACACUCUGGGAGCUCUGGACGAUGAAGGCUUACUCACACGUCUGGGAAGAAGGAUGGCUGAGUUCCCUCUGGAGCCCAUGUUGUGUAAGAUGUUGAUCAUGUCCGUCCAUCUGGGCUGCAGUGAAGAGAUGCUCACCAUCGUCUCCAUGCUGUCUGUGCAGAACAUCUUCUACAGACCAAAGGACAAACAGGCUCUUGCCGACCAGAAGAAGACAAAGUUCUUCCAGCUGGAGGGCGACCACCUCACGCUGCUGGCCGUCUACAACUCCUGGAAGAACAACAAGUUCUCCAACCCGUGGUGCUUCGAGAACUUCAUCCAGGCUCGCUCCUUAAAGAGAGCUCAGGACAUCCGCAAGCAGAUGCUGAGCAUCAUGGACAGACACAAGUUGGACGUGGUGUCUUGUGGGAAAGCGACGGUGCGGGUCCAGAAAGCCAUCUGCAGCGGUUUCUUCAGGAACGCAGCCAGGAAGCACCCGCAUGACGGGUACCGUACCCUGAUCGACCAGCAGGUGGUGUACCUCCACCCCUCCAGCACACUCUUCAACCGCCAGCCAGAGUGGCUCGUCUAUCACGAGUUGGUGCUGACCACCAAGGAGUACAUGCGGGAGGUGACCACCAUCGACCCUCGCUGGCUGGUGGAAUUGGCUCCGGCUUUCUACAGAGUCGGCGACCCGACGCGCCUCAGCUACCAGAAGAGGCAGCAGAAACUGGAGCCGCUCUACAACCGAUACGAGGAGCCCAACGCCUGGAGGAUCUCCCGCGCCUUCAGACGCCGCUGAGGGCGCCUUUUAAACUCACUCCAGGUUGGACUCGUUGAGCCGGAUGUGACGGGGGACACUUGGUUACAUAUGGUCAUUAAAGCUUUGCUAAAGACAAACGGUUAUCAAACCGUAAUCAAUCGUCUUAUUGGAAUGUUUUGCAUAAUAUUUAAGAUUUCAUCAGUGAAACUUGUUUUUGCCUUGUUCGCUCUGUAAUACCAGUUUCAGGUGUUCACACAGUUUUUCCUAUUUAAUAUUUUCUAUGAAAUGUUUUGACUAUAAGUGAAUUAACUUUUUUUUAAUUGUAACUUUGAUGUUCACUUGUGGUGAUUACACAUAAACACUGGAUGCACUUUUAA
Molecule: messenger RNA, 3965 nt
Organism: Acanthopagrus latus (yellowfin seabream)
Lineage: Eukaryota; Metazoa; Chordata; Actinopteri; Spariformes; Sparidae
Product: ATP-dependent RNA helicase DHX8-like
Exons: 23
Coding region: 58-3627 (1189 amino acids)
Biological process (GO): mRNA splicing, via spliceosome; spliceosomal complex disassembly
Cellular component (GO): intracellular anatomical structure; catalytic step 2 spliceosome
Molecular function (GO): RNA binding; RNA helicase activity; ATP binding
Source: RefSeq, a predicted model, not a curated record